Molecule: messenger RNA, 1650 nt
Organism: Venustampulla echinocandica
Lineage: Eukaryota; Fungi; Ascomycota; Leotiomycetes; Helotiales; Pleuroascaceae
Product: p-loop containing nucleoside triphosphate hydrolase
Exons: 1
Coding region: 1-1650 (549 amino acids)
Biological process (GO): DNA-templated DNA replication; DNA repair; regulation of DNA repair
Cellular component (GO): nucleus
Molecular function (GO): DNA binding; enzyme activator activity; ATP hydrolysis activity
Source: RefSeq, a predicted model, not a curated record
AUGGUUCACUGCCCAAUCUGUGGCAAAGCAGUUAAACCCAGAGAUAUAAAUAACCACAUUGAUUCGGGCUGCACAUCACAUCUCGACACAGGAUCCCCGCCACCCGCGCAGCAAAAUGGGACCUCUUCCCAAAAGCCUCCCACAUCACAAAAGCCCUCCCUAUCGAAGUUCUUUCAGACACCGGCAGCGAAGCGUGCAACUGUAUAUCCUACGCUGAAGAUAGAAGCUAGUCCAAGUUUACGUCUGCAGCUGAAAACCGAAAGCAAUGACGCGUCUGCGCCUUCAACCCAGGCACAACGAAAACGGUCAUUUGACGAAGUUGUUCCUACGACAAUACAAGAGCCGGAAGCUUUUGCCGAUAUAACAGAAGACCCACCGAAGAAGAAACCAAAAAUAAAUGCUUUCCAGAAAGCUGCGCCGUUAGCGGAACGUAUGCGCCCACGGACUUUGGAUGAAUGUAUCGGUCAAGAACUAGUCGGCCCGCAAGGCGUUCUGCGGGGUUUAAUUGAGCAAGAUCGAGUGCCGUCUAUAAUUUUAUGGGGCGGCGCGGGGACGGGAAAAACUACAAUUGCCAGAUGUAUUGCAUCGAUGGUGGGAAGCCGGUUCGUGGAGAUCAAUAGCACGAGUUCAGGUGUUGGGGAGUGCAAGAAGAUAUUCGCAGAGGCAAGAGGGGAAUUGGGGUUAACAGGCCGCAAGACGAUAUUAUUCUGUGAUGAGAUACAUAGGUUCACGAAGGCGCAGCAGGAUUGCUUUCUCGGCCCCGUGGAGAAUGGACAGGUUACCUUGAUUGGAGCUACCACGGAGAAUCCAUCUUUCAAAGUCCAGAAUGCCUUGCUUUCACGAUGCCGGACUUUCACACUUCAGAAACUCACGGACGACGAUAUCCUUCAAAUACUAGAGCGAGCUCUUGCCUCCGAAGGCCAAGAUAUACCCUCUGAUCUGAUAGAUGUGGAGUUCUUGAAAUAUCUAGCAGCCUUCUCAGACGGAGAUGCUCGCACGGCCCUCAAUCUCCUCGAGUUAGCAAUGUCGCUAUCAACUCGUCCAUCCAUUACCAAGGAUGAGAUAAAAGCCUCAUUAACGAAGACCCUCGUAUAUGAUAGAGCCGGUGAUCAGCACUAUGAUACCAUAUCCGCGUUUCACAAAUCCGUCCGUGGCAGCGAUCCAGAUGCAGCACUCUACUACCUAGCUCGGAUGCUGCAAUCAGGGGAAGACCCAUUAUAUAUCGCACGCAGAAUGGUGGUCAUUGCCUCCGAAGAUGUGGGAUUAGCAGACAACAGCAUGCUCUCCUUAGCAACCAGCGCCUACACCGCUGCGGAAAAGAUAGGCAUGCCCGAAUGCCGUAUCGCUUUAGCACAUGCAGCAGUUGCGUUGUGUCUAGCUCCAAAGAGUACACGCGCAUACAGGGGAUUGAACAACGCGUAUACCGCAUUGCGAGAGCCAGGUGUAGCCAGCCUUUCCAUCCCAAUCCAUCUGAGGAAUGCACCUACGAAGCUGAUGAAGGAGUUGGGGUAUGGUGACCAGUAUAAGUAUAAUCCUAAUUACAAGGAAGGGAGGGUUGUGCAGGAAUAUUUGCCUGAGCAGUUGCAAGGGCGGACAUUUUUGGAAGAGAGAGAUUUGGGAACCGAGAUUGAUCCUGGGGCUUGGCCUUGA